UGCUCACAUUUAUCUCUCACACUAGUUUUGCUUCUCACGAGGCACGAACAGCAAUUUAUGUGCACCCUUUUUCUUCCCUAUCUUCUCUAACAACAAUCUCUCUCUCUCUCUCUCUCUCUCUCUGAAAGAUCAAAGAUGUGCGGAGGUGCUAUCAUCUCAGACUUCAUUGGUGUCAAGCGUGGCCGGAAAUUGGUUUCUCAGGACUUAUGGGCUGAGCUCGAUCCUUUCUCCGACUUCCUUGGUUUUGACGCCGCCACGGUCACCGCCAACAACUCCAACAACAAGGAUCAGCCACCAAUUCCUCAAAUCCCAGAUAACAACAACAACAACAACAAAGUGGUAGCAUGUGACAAGGUACUAGGAAAGGAAAAAACGGUUGUUGGUGGUGGCGCAGAAGAUAAGAAGACGAAAGGUCCCAAUCCACGUCAGAGGGUCCGUAAGAACGUCUACAGAGGAAUCAGGCAGAGGCCCUGGGGCAAGUGGGCUGCAGAGAUAAGGGACCCACACAAAGGAGUCCGUGUCUGGCUCGGCACGUUCAACACUGCCGAAGAGGCCGCUAGAGCCUACGACGACGCUGCCAGACGCAUCCGCGGCAACAAAGCCAAGCUCAAUUUUCCGGAUGCUUCUGAGGACAACGUGGUCGUCGUAGCCCCUCCAUUCGCCAAGAAGCAAUGUCUUGGCAAUGAGAUGCUGUCUCAGGUCGAAAUUCAGUCACUUGUGCCACCACUUAUCUCUACCAUGCAAACUGGCAGCGACAAUGGAAGCAUAGAGGGAUUGGAUUCUGACCUAUCACAGCAGAUCUCGGAUCUUGAAUGGUUUCUGGGAUCGGAGAAUGAGCAACCGUUGCAAAUAGGUGGUGAUGCCGUUUGGAACGACGUUAACAACUACAACGAUAACAACAACAAUAUGGACCUGUGGAUGCUGGACGACGUCGUUAUGCCCAACCGUUACAUGGUGUAAUAAGAAAUUAAUGGAAAUUUUUGGGGCAAAAUGGUCAGAUGGAAAAUGCAACACCAGUAGUGCUGCAUGGAUUUUACUAAAGCUUAUUUAUUAGUAGUAGUAUUUCGUAGCUUCUUAAAGUGGAGAUUAUUGUAUAAAACUAUGUGAAAAUUGUGUUCGUUGAUUUUCUGUUGGUGUCGUUAUCUCUUUUUUUUUUUUUGUUCUGACGGUCAAAUGAUUUUCGUUUGGAUUGUAGCGUGUAAACAUUACAUGGUGAUGAUUAUGAUUGUGUAUAAAUAAAAGAGAAUUAAGUAUA
This is a messenger RNA of Arachis stenosperma, 1255 nucleotides long. Its product is annotated as ethylene-responsive transcription factor RAP2-3-like. The transcript has 2 exons. The coding region runs from base 136 to 960 and encodes 274 amino acids. The record is from RefSeq and is a predicted model, not a curated record. Gene Ontology annotation, biological process: regulation of DNA-templated transcription; ethylene-activated signaling pathway. NCBI's taxonomy places the organism in Eukaryota, Viridiplantae, Streptophyta, Magnoliopsida, Fabales, Fabaceae. Gene Ontology annotation, molecular function: DNA-binding transcription factor activity; DNA binding.